Molecule: messenger RNA, 6480 nt
Organism: Fusarium odoratissimum NRRL 54006
Lineage: Eukaryota; Fungi; Ascomycota; Sordariomycetes; Hypocreales; Nectriaceae
Exons: 2
Coding region: 426-1985 (519 amino acids)
Biological process (GO): magnesium ion transport
Cellular component (GO): membrane
Molecular function (GO): magnesium ion transmembrane transporter activity
Source: RefSeq, a predicted model, not a curated record
GGCUAACUAGUCCCGUGUUAGAGCUGCAUGCCUCUCUGCUCUACUGUACUCUACUCACGUCAGGUGUCCCACGCACGACUCAAGCUUGUCCGCCUCCGGCUUUCUAUUGAUUAGUUUAAAUUCAAGACAUGAAUUUAUCGCAUCAAAUUGGGUAUUCAUAUUCAUUCUCUAUAUCCUUUGGUCCUCUCUCGAAUAAAGCACCAGCUGGUAUACCUCUCCGAUCGGCGGCAGCUCAAUAGCCUCCCGCGUUACCUACGACUAGCGCUUCAACCAGCCAUUCCCCUUGAAUCUAUCGAAACGAACACACCCUUUCCUAGUCCAGUAACACGAAGCGAUUCUUGUACCACAUACACUGCCUAUGCGACGUCUCAACAAUUCGCCUCAACUCUUCCUUGCCAGAUGACCUCGGACCUGGCACAGGCGCAAUGGGGUUGCUUGGCGGCAUCUCUUCUGGAGGGAGCAUAGCUCUUGGAAUUAUUGUUGGACUGCUAUCGACCAGUGUUCAGAGCCUAGGUCUGACCUUGCAGCGAAAGUCGCAUAUACUCGAGGACGAAAAGGGACCUCAUGAUGUCCGACGGCCACCCUACCGAAGGAGGAGGUGGCAGAUUGGCAUGGGCAUGUUUAUUGUAGCAAACUUGCUGGGAAGCAGUAUUCAGAUCUCGACACUUCCGCUCCCCGUUCUUUCGACUUUGCAGGCUGCUGGCCUCGUAUUCAACUCGAUAUGUGCAUCAUUGAUCCUCAGCGAACCUUUCACAAGAUGGUCUUUGUCCGGCACGAUUCUCGUCACAACCGGUGCUGUAUUGAUCGCUAUAUUCGGAGCCAUUCCUUCGCCGGCGCAUGAUUUGAAGGAGCUGUUGGAACUCAUGGCGAGAAGGCCAUACAUUGUCUGGAUGAUACUCCAGGCGCUCUUUGUCCUCACUCUGGCGCUGGCCGUUGAUCUAAUCAACAGCAUGUCGAGCCUGUCACACGACGCCCGGUUUCGGCUGGCUCGAGGCAUUACUUACGGCGUCAUCAGUGGAGAUCUCUCUGCUCAUGCGCUGUUGUUUGCCAAGUCCUCGGUGGAGCUGGUCAUCAAGACCGUUGCUGGACGUAACCAGUUCGUACAUUGGCAAUCUUGGGCGAUUGUCCUAGCUCUCGUCACGCUGGCUCUCUGCCAGCUCUACUACUUACACCGAGGUCUCAAACUUGUUUCAACCUCGGUUCUUUACCCUUUGGUUUUCUGCGUCUACAACAUCAUUGCCAUUCUUGACGGCUUGAUAUAUUUCAACCAGACAAGCCUAAUAUCGCCUCUAAGAGCAUGUCUCAUCGCUUUAGGAACUGUCAUUCUGCUUUCGGGUGUCCUGGCACUCUCAUGGCGAUUAAGCGACGAGCAGCAUACACCCGGCGUUGGACAGUCGUCCCUUGCUCCUGGUCUUGGACUGGUGGAGGACACCGAGGAGGAAGAGUCGCUACUUGGCUCAGAUAAUGCCGUUGCAGACGAAGACUCAAUUCCACAUACAUAUCAAACAUUCCCGCCCGCGAUUGACGAAACACCACUGGUCCCCUCUCGCAAGAGGACCCCUCGGUGGGCUGAGCGAGCUGAGAUUUGGGAUGAGUUGGAGGAUCGAGAUGAGCCCAGUACUCCAGGCAAUAGGAGACGGUCUAGUACACUGCCGCGCCAUACAGAGUCCUCACCUCUGCUCCCAACCAAGAGAUCUUCCACCAGUUGCCCUGUUGGGGAUGAAUCUGGGCCAAGCACCGAAUCUACACCUCGACGACUUACACGACGAAGGCGGAAGAGCACAGGAUUUCCAGGUCUCAAGGCCCGUCGAUACCAGAGAAACAGGAGCUCCACAGACUCAGGCGCUCUUGGUAACAUCCUCUCAUUGAGUUGGUUCAGGAGCAGAAGCCGCCAGCCAUCACAAGCUAGCACCAGCGAUGGCUUUCCUUGGGGCACCACAUCUCAGCAGGACGGUGCUGAGACAAGGGGUGACGCAGCUGUAUGAAUACGAAAUAUCUCUCUAUGUAGCUUUCGGAGUUGUGAAGAGUAAGAGAGGCGAACGAAUGGCGUUUUCUUGUGUAGAGUUUCUUCUGGGUUUCUUGAUUAGUGUCCAUGGCAAGGCUCCUGGGUUUCAAACAACCCUUCGCAUACCAAUGUCCACACACAUAUAUAUACGUUUUAAGGCUCGAAUGAAUAGUAUCGACGGCAACGCAUUGCCGCUGGAGUAUUUGCAUUUUCUAUUCACACAUGCCUUCGAGCGCAGUUGCAGUUGGUCUAGUCACCUGCAAUAUCAAUCCCGAACAUACAACAUGUUCCUUGAAAUUGGUCAAAUGUUUACAUCGUAAAACAUAGAAAAUUUACAUUAACCCUGUAGUCUAGUCCUUAUGAAUGUGGCCCUGCAACACCGAUCCCAUCUAGCAAUUAUUAGUUGGCCAGGAUCUCCUGUCAUCCAUGCGAGUGAGAAAAACAACAGCAAUAACUCCAAUUUCCAUACGCACUCCGUACUCCAAGACCCUCAACUCCACAUCUCAUCAUCUCGUUCUUAUUUUAGCAAGGAAACCAUACAUGCAAUAGAUAUCAACUCCAAACGUCCCCUAGUAGCAAAAGCUGUCCCCGGACUGAUCAGGUCAGAAGUGAAGCUUUUCGUGAUGGAAAGACCAUAUCCGCAACAACUCUUCGUCGCUAUUGAUUCAAUCGUCCGAAACUUUUCAUGAUAAGUUCAUAAUAAAAGAGAUAGGUAAGAACACACGAGGCAACUGUUUUGCUGUGUGAUCCCGAGUCUGCUUCGAUGUGUAUAACUGAUGUAUAGAUACGGUUGAACAAAAAGCGGUCAAUUCGAACAGGGUCCCAGGCAUGGUGUGGAUUAUUAUGACAUAAUGAAGACCUUCUCUAGAUGCAGACUUGGCCUUGGAAACUCGUUUCGGUCGAAUGUACAGGUGUCAGAACACGUCCUGGGACCGAGUUUCCAGUGCUGUAAAGCGGGAAUGGCUGUAAUAAUGCGACGACGCUCCAACAUAGAACUGUAACUGACAACUGAUCUGAAAAAUUAGGGCUCUCCUUUGCUCUGCCGGAGCAUAGCUGUUUUGUACUCGUCCCGGCUUCAAAUGAACGUGUCGUUUGGUUGCAAUUAAAUUACUGUUUGAAAAGAGAGUCGUAUACACGCCGGCCAUGCGCAUCAGCAUGAACUCGCAGAGUCCUAUACACGGCUCGUACUGGCUCGGCUGCGUUCAUCCUCCUCUUCCAUGACAUCACUCAGCCGGGUAGGAUGGUGAUGGCGAGGGACUGUCUCCCAGCCAGGAGUCCCAUAGCCUUGGCCGGAAUAGUCUUGGGGGUCUGAGUAUGCGCCAGUCCAUUGGCCUCCGCUCCCUCCACUGCCUCCUCCUCCAGUAGAGGUGGAAGGAGAAUCUUGUUUACCGCUUGGUGGGUUGGUGGUAGCGGGCGUUGCAUACUCUUCUGCUUCAGCAUCAGAACCGGAAUAUGUAGAGGGUGGUCCAGCGAAGGGAAUCUUAUUUCCUUGGGCAUCCAACAGGAAGUUGCCAUUUGCAUCAAUCACGUACUCACCUUCGCUGUAACCACCCUCUGAUACUGGUGCUUGAAGGCCACCACCCUGUUGACGAUAUUCGCCAGCAUUUGUUGUUGGAGGCUGAGUCUGGGGAGAGGAAGUCGUCUCAGGCGGGUAGCCAGCUCCAUACUCAGUCUGAAAGGCCCCUUGAGCUCGGCUGCUUUGAUGUCUGCUUGGACCGCCAUGUGUCAUUGGAACCACUUGCACGCCUCCAACAAUAGUAGGCUGUCCUGACUGUAGCGACAGCGUUCUAUCACGUUCCUCCUGCUCACGUCGUCCCAAUUCCUCCCAUGCACGACGCGCCUCCUCUUUAGAGAUGGACAGCUCCUUGCGCAUCUCAGCGAGCUGUUUCUGAGCUUUAGAAGUUCCUUGCUCAUUCUCGACAGCUUCUCGGAUAGCAUCUGCUCGGCCUCGACGUUCUUGGUCCAGGGCAGCCUCCAACAUGGCAUUGACUUCUUGCGCGCGCUCCAAUUCAGUUCGAGUUUCGAAGAACCAUCGCUGGAACUUUCGCUCCGAACUUGCGCGAAGACGCUGAAGCUCAACAACGGCAUGAAAUAGAUUGGCUCCGGCCGCAGAUAGAUCUGUCACCUGGCGCGCGAGCUGUUGAUUCAAAGGAUCCCGAUUCAACUCAUCCUUGUUUUGUUCAAGCUUGCGGAUCCAGUAGCUGGUGAGUCCUUCCCAGUGCGCAGAUAGCGUCUCCCAUCGCUCAAACGCAUGAGGAAAAGAAUUUCGGGUCUUUGAGCCACUGGCCCCUCCCUGGUUUCCGCUCUCAGUGCCCUGUGCAGCAAAAUUGGGUUGGUUUCCGGGAGUUGGGCCCGUGAAAGUUUGGGGAGGUGGUUGAUUGGUAGUGCCAGAUCGCCCGGGCCGGCUAGCUGGUACUUGUGAUGUAGUAUUCGCCCGGGGGCGGGCUGAUGUGUUAUCAGGGGCGGCUUGCGCCUGACGCUGAGGGUUCAUGGGUUGACGCGCUUCUGCGUCAGGAACCUGCCCAGCAGCAACGCCAGCAGAUCUACGCUGUUCCUCCGCUCUCCGAGCCUGCUCCAAAAUGCGCGCCUCCUGCUCAGCUCUCUCGCGCUGUUGCGCCUCUGCCUCGGCGCGUUGUCGCGCUUCCCGAGCUGCGCGCUCCUGCAUGAUCAUCCUUGGGCCUCUGAUACCAGAGGGUGAGCCCGUUUGACCAGGAGUUGCGCCAGGGCGGAAUGGAGAGGCAGCUGGCUUGCCAUUGGAUACUGGAGGCAUGCCUCCAGAAGCCAUAAGAUCGGCCAUGCUUGCGGAUUCCUCUUCGAGAUCUGGAGUGAAAGGAUUGGGGUUGCGCAGCGCCUCCUCGAGUGCAAAGAGGAUGGCGCUGUGGGUAUGCUUGGAGACCUUAACCACGGGGUGUGGUUCUGGAUAGUUUGCAGGUACGGAAGGAGUCUGUCUCGGAGGGGAUUGGGGAUGCUCCGAAGACACCUCGUCAGGAUCUUCAGUCAGGUCCUGUGAGAGCCGUCGGCGGGGGCGGUGAGUUUGAUGCGGUGCUGAACGAACGGGGAUGAGUCCCAAUACAGUGGGAUGGUUCUCCGGUAGGUUGUCAACGGGUGCGAGGGUCGCCUUGGGUUCAAAACCGAGGGAGGCAGCUGCGAUAUGGACUUUGCGAGGCUCAGGUGCUGGAGUCGGAGGUGCGUCAAAUCUUGGGGUUCGACGAAGACUUCGGGGCGUGGAGAGCCGCUCAAUGGGAUCCGACGUCUGAUUAAACAGCGGUCGUGAGCCAAGACUUGGAGUCCUUGAAUGCUGGCGUUGCGGGUGCUGGGUAGGGGUCGUGGGCGCGUUAGGGUCGUGACGGUCGUAAGAAGCAGAUGAUGGUCGUAUUCUGGUCACGUCUGCGGCGCUGAAAGGGCGAGGAACUGGGUUACGAAAGUUCGACAAGUUGAAGGUUCACCAGCGGGCGCCGGUGUGGUGUUGCGUUACGGUGGAUGUUUCGGGAGGGUGGAGUGGGGGAGCUCUUGAUGCGUUGUACAAAAGUCGGGUUCUUUUCGAGUUGCGAAACGGGUGAGCAGAUCAGAAUAGAGAGGCCUCUUCAGACUGAAUGACAGUGAUGGUCUCGGGAAGGACGACCAGGUCUCAGUCCGGACUGAGUCUACUCGAGACAGAACCGAGAAGUGUAAUUGCCCAACUGGAAUGUUGAGGCGAGCGAAGUAAAGGUGAGGAGGGUCAAAUUGGGUGAGUGUAUGUGAGCCCAAGAGGAUGGGCACCGGCUGGUGAUGUCAAAAAAAAGCUGGUGGCAGGAAACCCAAGCCAGGCCCGAAGCUGGAAAAUUGGGGGGGUUGGUGCUAGGAGCUGCAGUGACCGCCCGCCAGACCAAGGUCCAGACAAGCUGAGAGGUCCUUGAGAAACGGGCCACUAGUAAGAGAGAAUCUCCAACUGCAAGCACUUCGCACAAAACGCACGCGCACGCGAUACGUAAAAUAAUCAGCGCGAAAAUGGUCAGUAUUUGACUGAGGUAGCCAAUUACUUUAUGCGGUGGAAUUUAUAGAAACAACGCGAGUUUGCGCGCAAUCGCAUUUGUUCGACGAUACCAACGCAAGGAACAAAAAGAGGUUGUUUGGAGGUUUGCGCGCGCGUGGCCGAGCAGCUAAUUAGCUGGUCGCUUCGUUUGGUCGAAUGUUCUUAUUGAGACCGUUUGAAAGGGUUUUUUUCGUCCAGCGAAUCUGUUUGCGGCUCGAAAAUUAGUAAUUGUCGCGCAAUGGCUUGAACGUUGUCGCGAAGCCGUCAUGCGCAGCUCGGAGCCCGUACAAGCAGUGCUGCAAAUGCAGCUAAGGAAAUCGAGCGGCUGGGAAGGACGAAGUAAGGGGAGCACAAGAGCAACAUACUCCUCUUUACGGGCCAAUGGCGUCUUUCCGAGGAGUUUGUUAUCCACGCAUGAGCUGAGAUAUCACCAUCAUGUGCGAAGACUCAUUCUUUAGGGGUG